This is a messenger RNA of Aspergillus terreus NIH2624, 1035 nucleotides long. Its product is annotated as arsenic resistance protein. Gene Ontology annotation, biological process: antimonite transmembrane transport; arsenite transport. Gene Ontology annotation, cellular component: plasma membrane. Gene Ontology annotation, molecular function: arsenite transmembrane transporter activity; antimonite transmembrane transporter activity; antiporter activity. Lineage: Eukaryota; Fungi; Ascomycota; Eurotiomycetes; Eurotiales; Aspergillaceae. The transcript is spliced from 3 exons. The record is from RefSeq and is a predicted model, not a curated record. The coding region runs from base 1 to 1035 and encodes 344 amino acids.
AUGAGGCAGGAGGAGAAGCGUCCGACUGAUCCAGAAGCGUGCAAAACGCCAUGCCAGGAAAAUGAGACCGAGAAUACGGGUCCGACAUCUGCGUUCCAGCAGCUAGCCAUCCUAGACCGGUUUCUUGCGCUUUGGAUCUUCCUCGCGAUGGCGGUGGGAAUCAUCCUGGGCAACUUUGUGCCAAAUACGGGGCCGGCACUGGAAAGAGGAAAAUUCGUCGGGGUCUCUGUACCCAUCGCUAUCGGUCUGCUCGUCAUGAUGUAUCCGAUCUUGUGCAAAGUGAGAUAUGAGACUUUACAUCGAUCAUUUCGCGAAAAAGCCCUCUGGAUCCAGAUCGCUUUCAGCCUCGUCAUCAACUGGAUCAUAGCACCUCUCUUCAUGGUGCUCGUGUGGACGGGGCUCGCAGGGGGCGAUGGUGAAUAUUGCGCGAUCCUUGUAGCCAUCAACUCAAUCCUGCAGAUGGUCUUGUUCGCACCUCUCGCGAUAUUCUUCAUUCGCGUGAUCGGGGGGUCAGAUGGCGGGCUGACUAUAGACUAUUCGCUUGCCGCAAAAAGCGUGGGAGUCUUCCUCGGAAUACCGCUGGGGGCAGCCAUCGUCACUCGCUUCACAUUGCGUUUCCUCGUGAGUGAGGAGUGGUACGAUAAGCGCUUUCUGAAGUGGAUUGGUCCACUGUCACUGAUAGGCCUCCUUUUUACCAUUCUGGUGCUGUUCGCCUCCCAAGGAAGGCAGGUGGUGCAUCAAAUUGUGUCUGUGGUCCGGGUGGCUGCCCCGCUGAUUGUGUAUUUCUCCGUCAUCUUCCUGGCCACCCUGACAGUCACUCGACGGUGCGGUUUCGGGUACAAGCUCUCUUGCACCCAAAGCUUCACAGCCGCUAGCAACAACUUCGAGCUUGCGAUUGCGGUGGCGAUAGCGACAUUUGGUGUGGACAGUGAUCAAGCCCUGGCUGCAACCGUAGGACCUUUGAUCGAGGUUCCAGUGCUCCUGGGCCUGGUUUAUGUCGUUAAAUGGUUCGCCAAGAGACAGAAGUGGGCAUGA